Messenger RNA from Microcebus murinus (gray mouse lemur), 4083 nucleotides. RefSeq lists its product as uncharacterized. NCBI's taxonomy places the organism in Eukaryota, Metazoa, Chordata, Mammalia, Primates, Cheirogaleidae. The record is from RefSeq and is a predicted model, not a curated record.
GAGAGGGAGAGAGAACGGAGAGGAGGGAGGCAGGGAGGGAGACCAAACCCCCGCUUUACUGCGUUGAAAGCUCCUGAAUUUCAAGCAGAAAGUAGAAGGAGCCCCAUACGGCAAUGAGCGUCUUUCCUUGGGCUGCGUGUGCACAGCGUAGACAAUGAAACUCUCCAUCCCCCUCCCCCAUUCCCGCUAGGCUAGAGAUUCUUGUUUUCGUUCCUUCUCCACGGUGGAAGACGUGUUCAAUCAAAUACAUAGAGAUGUGUUGAUUUUUACACAAACAAACAAACAAACGGGCCGAGAUGCGGAUUACCCACAGGCGCGCCGGCUGGGCGCGUUCUGGGGUCUCUGCAUUAAGACCGGCUCUCCGCGCUCUCUCCCUUCCUCGGACGCUGGAGCGGGAGCUGGCCUUUCCCUCGGGCGGACCGCGCCGUAGGGGACGCCGUGAAAAGAGCCGCUGCGCCCGCUGCCUCCAGCCCGCUGCGCAGAGGGCUCCGCCCGUAGAGGUCAACUCCCCUCAUCCCUUCCUCUCUCUUCUCGCCCUCCCUCCGCCCGGCCAGGCGCCGCCAGCCUCCCGACUCUUGCCGCAGUCUGAGGAGUGCGCGUCCGCUGCGCUACCCCGAACUGAACCCCGAACCCGGCCCAGACCCGAGGUCGGCGCUCCCAGGCAGAGGGGAAGCCCUAGCCAGCAGCCUUUUCUCUCUGCAGCAAACCCGUAGCCAGACCAGAUGGGCCGCCCAGCUCUCUUGGGACUAGGCAGGUGCGGUUGAGUUAAUUUUUCCGCAUUACAAAGAAAGAUGACCCAGGCCGCCCUUGGACUCUCAUCUUUGCCCCAAAUCUCGCAACUAAAACCGCGGUAACGUAAUCAGAGGACACAGAGAACGGGCAUAUCUGUGUGUGUAUCUUACUUGCACACACGCGUGCUGAUUUUCCCUUUUGUAAGCUAGAUUUCAUCCCCGACAGCAAGAAAUGAUUGGCAAAGGUUUCUGCAUCGGAACAUGCAAUGGCGAGGUCCUUAAAAACCUGCCAUUCCUUACAAGUGCCUUAGUAGGGAUUCAGGGCAAACCAGCUGGGUUAAUUGCCUCCAGUAAAAUAACACGAUUACAAAAUUAGAUCUGUACCAGAGGGGUAAUUAACUUGAUCCACGCCGUCAUUUGAAAACUAGAUUUAUAGGUGUAUGUAUGUGUUUAGGUGUGUAGUAAAUGGCGUGCAGAUAUAUGCAUAUGCAUACGCAGACGCGUGCAUCCUCUACUCUUGCACGGAACAGCCUAAUUAACAGGGAUUCUGGCAGAUGUGGCAGGAGGCGAGCUGAGACAGGAGCUGGGCUUAUGAGUUAUGACUCUGGGGGUAAGGACUCAGAGCUGGAGGCGGGGGAUGAGCAAGGAAAGAAGUGUGGUAGUUACAGUGGGUCUGUUAUUUUCAGGAUCAAGAUCAGAGACUCUGCCCUCCGUGUUCACAGCGGACCUUGAUUUAAUGUCAUACAAUUAAGGCACGCGGUGAAUGCCAAGAGCGGAGCCUACGGCUGCACUUGAAGGACACCAGAGCAUCUCAGGGUCAGGCAGGGGGAAAGGCAAUUGCAGGGGAUUUGAGCGGGUGGUAGAAUGAACCCAGCCCUUGCCCCAUAAAGCCACCAGAAUUGAUUCCAGAAUCAGCCAACUGUUCGAAAGUGAAAGGCUCAUACUUUUCAGCUGGAGCCUCAGAAAUCUGCAAGUGAAUCUCCAAAGGGGAUUUUAGGGUAGCUACAUGGACAGCUGUCAGGAAAGCAGUAGUUCCCGUAUGUAUAAAUAUUCUAGAGAGUUGAAGCAUUUGGAAAGCACUGGUUCUUCCAAGCACCGGUAGUGCGAUUGUCUGCAGUCCUGGGCCAAGCUGGGAGAACACAGCAGAAGAGAGAGAGGAGUAUAACAUUAAAUGGCUCCUUGACCAUAUUGCACAGGAAACCUCAAACGGUUCAACUAUUGCGGGAAGAUCGGAACAACACCCAAUGCCCUCAUUCCCCCUUGACUUUUCCUCUUCCCAGUCUUGAGUCGUCCUUGACUGGUUUUAAAAUGCAAAGAUAAGUUUCUUGUUUUGGCACUGUCGCAGUGGCCAAAUCGGUCAAAGAACUAGGAUAAGAGAAAAGGACCAGGUCAGAAACUUUAGAAGGACCCGGUAAAUUAAUUUAUUUGGAAGCCAGUGAGAUGGACUAUAUGUUAAGGUAGUAGUUCCGCACCAGGGCCUUGGAGUCAAAGAAAAACCCAGGCCGAGAAAGCCAGCAUUGAUAGAUGUCUUUGUUCUGCCUUGCCCUGCAGGGGCUGGAAACAAAGGAGAGGAGCUAAGAGGAUGCACCAAAGUGGCCGCGCCCUCAGCGCCUGGCGCUGUCCGCGGUGCUGACCGUGACCCUCUUCCCUCUCCGUAAUUAAACUAGAAAAGCAAGAGGACCAUCCCACCCCCACCCAAAAUAAUAAUAGGAUAUUAGGUUAUUUGCAAAAUAAAAAUUAAAAGGAAGGAAAGGCCACACACGGCGGAGCAAUAUUUCACAGAAAUAGUUCACUCUAGCUGUCGCCACACUUGGCUAGUACUUUUCAGUCUUCACGUAGGUAUGCACACGUACAGUCAGUAUACUGGAAAGAAUUUUCAGUUUGUUUCCGCUGAAACCCGAAUCUCAGCAGUGGGAAGGACUUGCAAGAAGGAGAUUGAGGAGAAUGAAGUCUUUUAUUAUUAUUUUUCUUUCUUUCUUAAAUCAUCUUCCUUAAAACAUAGAAACAUAAGGUUCUGAGCUGUGGAUCUUAGUGCUGAUGUGGUCACCAUAGGGACUUGCGACGGACUCACGUGUGAGCCUCAAGGCUUACCAGGAAGGGAUGGGACGGGGGACGGACUAGGUGAGGCAGGGCAAGAGCCCAGGCAGCCUGCCACCCUGGGUCAGGCUCUUAGCAGGACAGCCUUCCUAGGCGGGUCCCAAGAACAGAGCUCUGCAGACGGCUGGAGUGCGGACGAGCCUGCUCCGCACGUCCCCGCCGGCGGGCGGCACUGGCAGGCCGGGAGGCCUGAAACCGCACUGCGGAAAAACAGACCACAGCAGCUUCCUUCUCACAGCUCCCCCGACAGAAAGAGGCAGAGCGCUUUUCUGUAGCUUAUGCAAUGAAGAGAUUUGCUUUAGGAGUCAGGGUCGGAUGGGUCAGUAUUGAUAUAACAUGUCAACACAUCUUUAAAUUUCUCAGCAUAUUUCAUCGCCCUCAGCUAGAUAUUGAGAGCAUUAAAUACAAACAAUAAAAAUUUAAACUCCCUAACUAAUGAAUCAAAAUGGGAAGGGAAAGAGAGAAAAGGAAAACCAACCCAUUCGAACCCAGCGCUAGGCUGUCAAAAGAAAUUGCUGUGCGUUUGCUUGCAUUUGUUUAUAAAUUCACAAACAUAAACGCUGUUAAAAGUUAAUAACAGGUAAAAUAGUUCAGAUUGGACAGUAGAGGCAGCAGCACCGAUUUUGAUGCAUAGCUUGGCAAUGACCUAAAAGAGAUGUUUUCAAUGAUUCCUUCUUUUGCACCUGAUGGACAUGUGUCAAAUGAUUCAUGAAAUAAAGCGGCCAGUCGCAAUAUCCUCCGCGUGCUAUCUCCUUGCCCCCUCGCUCAGGGCGGAUUUAUUUUUUUUUUUUUUUAUGUCCUCGGAUUUUAUACCUUACAAGUUAGCUGUUUCACAUCCACUGGUUACUUUGGUUGAUACCUAAUGUUAUACAAUUUGACAAUGAGUAGGUAAAGCACACUGGAAAAUAGAGGCUACUCAAAUGACAAAAGGAAAGAGUAGGGAAUAUUCCUCUUGUGCCAAUUAAAAGCAGCCACUGGAAAUUGAAAUGAGUUUAAAGCAUUACACGUUAUCAUGGAAGCCAUGAUUUCCUCCCAGUAUUCAUCCAAUCGCGCUGAUCUCCUGCGUCCACACCGACGUGUAUAAUUCACAAAGCAACAAGAGUUGAAGGCUGCAAAAUAGUCCUACCGGAGUUCUGCUGUCAUUCAUAUUAACUAACAGGAACACACCUAAUCCCCCUCAUCCUAAUCCUACCUGUUUAGGACAUUCUAAACCCGUCCGUCCUUCGGAAAGCUUAAUCAGUUUAAAAAUUACUUU